UUUGAUCGAUGAGAAUUUGUACAAAUGAUGGGGGACUUUUGAUGGUCGUCGUGCCAGUCGGAUUUAAUCUUUUGUGGACAAAAGCCAUUGUCUCUGAGCCGGUGGCGGAUCUAUUAUCUUUUUUUCUUUUUUUGGGGGGGUUCCCCUGUGGCAUAGAUUGCUGUUUAUCGUUCCUCCUUCUUCCAUGUGAGUUGGCUGACAGCAUGGGGACGCUGCUAUUGUUCGCUGCCCUGCAAGUGGUGACAGUCGGUCUGGUGACUGCUGGCUGCCCAGUGGUUUGUGAGUGUCCGGCGGGGCCUUCUUCCUGCCCCCCAGGGGUCAGCUCUGUCGCGGACGGCUGCGGCUGCUGCAAGGUGUGCGCCGCCCAGCUCAACCAGGAUUGCCACGAAGGACGGCCCUGUGACCACCACAAAGGGCUCGAGUGCAACUACGGCAAUGAUGUGGGCCGUACCCACGGCAUCUGCAGGGCAAAGGCUGAGGGCCGCUCCUGCGAAUACAAUGGGCGGAUUUUUCAAAAUGGCGAGAAUUUCAGCGCUGGUUGCAAGCACCAGUGCACCUGCAUCGAUGGAGCGGUGGGCUGCGUGCCCCUUUGCCCCAGCCACGUGCCCCUGGCGUCCCCUUCGUGUCCUGCCCCGCAGCUGGUCAAGGUGCCGGGCCAGUGCUGCCUCAGCAUCGACUGCCACAAGGGAACCACCGUGGUGCCCCCGGCACACCGGCGGCCGCAGCCUCCAGCUUACCCGCCCUACCCCUUCAUCCCCUACCCGGCUUACCCCUACCCCAAGCCUUAUCCGAAACCAUACCGGAAGCUGUACCCCUACAAACCCAAAAAGGAGAAGGACACCAUGGGCAACGAGCUGGUGGAAGUCGGCCGCAAGUGGGACAAGCCGCGUGGAAACAAGCACCUGGCGGCCUGGAGGCAGUUGGGAGACCAGUGCGUGGUUCAGACUACUUCCUGGUCUCAGUGCUCCCGGAGCUGCGGGAUGGGCGUCUCCUCUCGUGUUACCAACGACAAUGCCCGCUGUAAGCUGAUCAAGGAGACGCGCCUGUGCAACAUUAGGCCCUGCAGCUCCAUGUCCAUCCCUGUCAAGAAAGGCAGGAAGUGCUCUCGUACCCACAAGGCCCCGGAGCCCCACCGUCUGUCCUACGCCGGCUGCAGGAGCACCCGCCUGUACAGGCCCAACUACUGUGGCGUGUGCAGGGACGGCCGCUGCUGCUCGCCCCGUCGCACGCGCACCGCCAGCGUGGCCUUCGCCUGCCCCGAUGGCGAGCGCUUCAACAGGUCCGUGAUGUUCAUCCAGUCCUGCAAGUGCAGCGACGAGUGCAACCAUCUCAAUGAGGCCGCCAUGCCGCCACAGCGAUGGCUCUACGGAGACACACAUAAGUUCAUCGACUAGUGAUAUUACCCCCCCCCCCCCCCUCCCCCAACCUACAAAAAAAAAAAAGACUUUGACUCCCCCCAUAGAUUAGAAUAGCUGUCCUUAGUGUAUCUAUGAGUCGACGCAAGAAAGGUGCGAGCGUCAAAACAUCUUUUCUGGAAAAUGAUUUGGGGAGGAAGGGGGAAAAAGGAGAAUGAACGCCAACUUGGAAACAGAAAAGUGACCGGCCCCUGCUUUAGUGUAGAUAAGAAGUAGUCUCUGGCCUGGCCACACUACUUCAGACUGAAAAAAUCUUUGUGGGAGCGCCAAAUGUCCUCUGAACUCUGAGACUUCUGUUGAGGACAGUGGAAGUGGAGCUGAACACACACGCACACACACACACACACACAAACACACACACAAGUCUACUUGUUGACGGUGCAGACUCGCAUCCGCCACAUCGGGCCAGCUAACAGAGAGCUGGUCUUGACAGCGCUUCGGAGCCAAAUAUGAAACCAGCCGGAAUCACAGGUCUGCGCUCUCCAAUAUCUGAGUGUUGAUAAACCAAAUGAAGACUCACAGAGAAGACUUGACAGAAAAGACUGGCACGGUGAUGGCAAAAGAUGGAGGGGCAUCUCGGAUGCUCUGACGGACGCGUGGCUUGUGUCUUUUUAUGGUAUUUAUUCUUUGGUAUUUAUUGUUGAGACAGACGUGAUGCCACAGUGGUCUGCCGCCAAGGGAGGCGGCGCAGCUACGUUCGGAGCAUCGGUGCAGCCGAACGGGGAUCUGAGAGGGACGGAGCAGCUGAGAGCUGUCAGCCAUGAGCGGGAGAGGAGGACUCCCACAGAUCCGGGGCUUGACCCCAGGGGCGCAUCAGAGGUCACGGCAGUCAAAGAGACACAUCUAAUGAUGGAUGACGAAGACUACAGAGGAGAGGAGGUGGUACAUAGCGGAAAAAGACGGAGUCGAGCCUGACGGGUUGCGGCUUUGUGGGCAUUAGUGCGGAAUAUGUCAGAGGCUGUUGACACAGCUGAACACAUCCCCCUGCCUCGCCUCCGCGAGAAACUGAGACAUUUCGCAAGCACCAGCAGAACACGCCUGGGAUUCUGGCGUCAAGGAGUCGACCUCCUAAUUCUGUGCAAAUUACAAUCCUGACUCUGUAGGGGAAGCGGGAGAAAAUCGGCCGCUCUCUGGUUUUGCUGUAAAAAUAAAAUACGAAAAACGGCGUGUACUGCGUCAACAUGUAAUUUGCGAGGAGCGGGUGGAGCCGCUCUGGUGCCCAAAUCUGGCCUGUAAUCGAGCAAUCGACAAUAACUCAUGCGCCUCUGCGUUUGAGUGGUGUUUAUUCCUGACAAGCGCCGACGCCGAGGGCCGUUUCGUCACUCGACGUCACUGUCAGAGACAGAGAGGAGCUUCUGUGCGUCAAUAAGAACCCGUUUCUAAGGACACAACUGGAGGAGAGGGACUCAUUCUCUAAUUUUUUUUGUGACUUAUGUAUUACGACUGGAGAACCCAAAGUAUCUUCCUUGACUGGCAGUUGGGUUUGAGUUCACGCACCUUACGACAGCCCCGAUCCACGACCUAAUCUUGUAGGCCUAUGUUAUGCGAAUGUUAUGCAGAGGAAUUGUGAGAUUUUACAGCAUACUUUUUUUUUUUAAAGCGGUUAUUCUAAAUACUUUUUGGUACCAUUAUGUCUAAGAUUUUCUUCUAUUGUGCCAUAAGAGUGGCUUAGAUGUUGUUGUUUUUAUGCAGUUUUCUGUCCAGCUGGAAGAUAUUUGCCAUCUCUUGGAUCCAAUAUGCUUUCUUAGUUCAGAGUGCCUCCAAUUUUUAACAACUUUGUUACGUUCUUAUUUUUUUUACUUUACAGGUGAUUUAAAAAUGUGUUUGGUAAAUGUUUGCCAUUACUAUUUGCCUAUGUAGAUGCUGUGGUUUUGGUACCUUGUGUCUAGAUUUGUUUAAGGACACUAUAGAGCAGCUACGCAUGUAAAGAUGCAUCGUUACCUUAUUUGUAGUUCUAUCUGCUGUAUUAAGGGCCAGUCCUUUGACCGAAGUUAUGCUGAAGUAGUCCAUGUAUAGUUUAGCACUGAAGGGUUCCGAUCCUUUGAGCAUUAAGUGCCAAUUUAAAAGCAUGAUGACUGUAUGUCUACUAGUGAACAAUAAUACCAACUGUAAUGAUGAAGUCAUGCUUUUAAACAAAAAAAAAGACUCGAGGCAGAACACAAUUUACCAUGUUGCUCACAAAAUAUUCUCUGGUUGUUAUACACACAUUUAAAUGGAGUUCAUUUUUGAAUAAAGAUUUUCACUCAC
This is a messenger RNA of Scophthalmus maximus (turbot), 3662 nucleotides long. Its product is annotated as CCN family member 1. The transcript is spliced from 5 exons. Gene Ontology annotation, cellular component: extracellular region. The coding region runs from base 9 to 1394 and encodes 461 amino acids. Gene Ontology annotation, biological process: signal transduction. NCBI's taxonomy places the organism in Eukaryota, Metazoa, Chordata, Actinopteri, Pleuronectiformes, Scophthalmidae. Gene Ontology annotation, molecular function: protein binding. The record is from RefSeq and is a predicted model, not a curated record.